Vollenhovia emeryi is the source of this 2754-nucleotide messenger RNA. Its product is annotated as angiotensin-converting enzyme-like. Gene Ontology annotation, cellular component: plasma membrane. The record is from RefSeq and is a predicted model, not a curated record. The transcript has 10 exons. Lineage: Eukaryota; Metazoa; Arthropoda; Insecta; Hymenoptera; Formicidae. Bases 665 to 2578 code for a protein of 637 amino acids. Gene Ontology annotation, molecular function: peptidyl-dipeptidase activity; metallopeptidase activity. Gene Ontology annotation, biological process: proteolysis.
UCAUCGUGAAAGAAACGGAGGCAUUCGUUGCUACUCGUUCGUGUUGCAAACUCCUAGAUUUUUUGGGUUCUGUCGCAUUCUUUCCCCGUAAUUGAUAAAGCAUUUGAAACAUCACAGUCAUCUCACCGCCUACCUGGCCGUGACUGUGCCCUCAGAUUGAUGAGAGCUGUGGGACCUAGAGUACAUAAGGCACGUAACUUCCUCUGAAAUUUUGUGCAAUCUUUUAUUCUGUGAUUGCAAUGGUUAGCCCUUGGAUCGAUAUCGAGUCCAGAACGUGACCUCGGUUUAAAAAAGUGAAGCGAAAAGAAUCGGAGGACGAUAGCGAGGACGCUCUUUCCCACGAGUCCAGAUUGUAAAACUGGUCAGGACACGACCGAUCGAGUUAAAAUGUAAAUUUAUAACAACACGACACGCCAGCAAACGACAGGACGAGCCGAACAACAGGAUCGUAUCCGAAUUUAUCGGAGUAAACGCAGGAGCCUCCAUCAGAUGUUGUCGGCGAAGUGGGGAAGCUGCAUAAAAGAUAACGUGUCUCGCUCACGGAGGUCAGUCGACGAUUGGGAGGCGGUUACGAAUCGCAGCUCCGGAGAACAUUCGUGAAAUCCCUCGCUAAGACCAUAAGAUCGAAUUGUUUCGUAAAGCCGUAAAAGAUCGGCGGGUCGAUAUGCUGCGCCUAAUCUUGGUAGCAGCAGUUGUAACUCUGGUGGCAGCCAAGCCAACGACGGAGGAUGCAGUGGACCUCAGCAAAAGUUCACAAACUGCCGAAAAUCUCCUGAAAAAUGCCCAAGAACUCCUGAAACGUAUCGACGCGCAAUACGCAGAGUGGAGUAACAAACAGAGCAUCGCCGGAUGGAAUUACGCGUCGAAUCUGACGGAUGAGAACCUGGCGGAAAAGCUGAGUGUAUCUACGGCGGCAGCGCGCGUCUCCAAGCAGAUUGCUCAAGAAGUGAAUGCCUUCCCUUGGAGAGACUUGGAAGAUGAGUCUAUCAAGAGGCAGUUCAAGAAACUCGGUGUACUCGGUAUCGCCGCUCUUCCUGAAGACAGUUACAAAGAGUUCGAGACGACAGUCAGUCAGAUGGAGAACAUCUAUAGUACUGCAAAGAUCUGCGAUUACAAAAACAAGAGCAAAUGCGAUCUCGCGCUCGAGCCGGAGAUCACGGAGACGCUGAUGCGUAGUCGCGAUCCUGAGGAGUUGAAGCACAUCUGGGUGGAGUGGAGGAAAGCAUCGGGAGAGAAAGUCAAGUCUCUGUACCCCAAGUACGUCGAGCUAGCCAACACUGCGGCAAGACUUAAUAACUUCUCCGACUAUGCAGCAUAUUGGAUGAAGGACUACGAGGCCGAUGAUUUCCCCGAGCAAAUCGAGAACCAAUGGCAACAGUUGAAGCCGCUGUAUUUGCAAUUGCAUGCCUACGUACGGCGCGAGCUCAGGAAGAAGUAUGGCGCGGACAUUGUCACCGAAGACGGUCCAAUCCCGGCGCAUCUAUUGGGCAACACCUGGGCACAGACUUGGUCGAAUAUCGCGGACUUCACCGUGCCGUUCCCGGGCAAACAACUGCCGGACGUUACCGCCGCUCUAGUCGAACAAGGUUACAAUGCGACGAGCAUGUUCCGCCUCGCCGAGAACUUCUUCACGUCGAUCAAUUUGUCUGCCAUGCCGGACGUGUUCUGGGAAAAAUCGAUUCUGACGAAGCAGGAAGGCGUAGAAAUGAUCUGUCACGCGAGCGCGUGGGACUUCUACGACGGCCAGGACUUCAGAAUCAAGCAAUGCACGCGCAUUAACAUGGAAGACCUGCUGACGGCACACCACGAGAUGGGCCACGUCGAGUAUUAUCUACAGUACAAGAACCAGCCUACAGUUUUCAAGGAAGGCGCGAAUCCAGGUUUCCACGAGGCGGUCGGUGACGUUAUCUCUCUCAGCGCGUCCACUCCUAGUCAUCUGAAGAAGAUCGGUCUACUGAAAGACGACUCGACGGACCAGGAAGCGCUUCUCAAUCACCUCUACGCGAAGAGUCUCGACAAAAUCGUCUUCCUGCCGUUCGCUUAUAUGAUGGAUCGAUGGCGUUGGAAUGUAUUCCAGGGAAAAGUCACAUCCGACAAUUACAACUGCAACUGGUGGUCGCUCGCUGAAGAGUAUCAGGGAAUCGAACCUCCCGUGGAUAGAUCGGAAGAAGACUUCGAUCCUGGCUCGAAGUAUCACAUAAUCGCGGACGUUGAGUAUAUAAGAUACUAUGUGAGCUUCGUAAUACAAUUCCAGUUCCACAAGGCACUGUGUACUAAGGCGAAGGAAUACGAUCCGAAUAAUCCAGAUGCCAAGCUGUUGAGUCAGUGUGAUAUUUACAAUAAUAAAGAUGCUGGAAAUCUAUUGAAAUCUAUGUUGGAGCUGGGCUCUUCGAAACCAUGGCCCGACGCGAUGGAGAAAAUCUCGGGUCAGAGGCAAAUGGACGCGGCUGGACUUUUGGAAUACUUUAAGCCCUUGACAGAUUGGUUGACCGAAGAAAACAAGAAAACUAAUGAAUACAUUGGAUGGAAGCCUAGUAAAAAACAAUGCGUACAGACGAGAGGGGAGCUUGUAAAUUAGAUCUAUUGACUUUCGGAAUAAUAUACUCCCCACUAAUAAAAAAAGAGAAUAGGAAAUAUAUUUUGAAACGAACACCAAACAUUCCAUUUUGACGCAAUAAAUAUCGAGCAAUGAACAAACGUUCAUGAUUAAUUUUGUUUCAAGUUUUUCUAAAUAAACUGCAUUCCACCUUUUAA